GUGUAGCAUGCUUGUUAACGGGCCGUGAUACGCCUUGAAUUUACAUGCGUUAGCUGCAAUACGAAUUGCGAGAUUAGAUUGAAAGACAACAACUAGGAACGGGAUGUUGAUAUCUACAAACCGCCAUGCGCCGUAAGUUACUUGUAACCACCUGUAUUUACAUGUCCACGUUCGCCGUAAUGAUGUAUGUCGGUGUUUACAACCACCUGCAAACUACAAUGGACCUGAAAAACUCUUCAUCUGAACAGAAUGAUUCGCCAGAUUCUGCCACACUCUACCAGACUCAUCAGCAUCGUGUACCUGAUAACAACAUACAUAUUAUAAUGGCUACUGAUCUGAAAAAUUUUGCUGGUGCACCGGUGGUCAUCAAUUCCUUGCUACGUAAUACCGGAGUUCCCGAGAAAAUCCGAAUCCACUUCGUCGUAUGUGGAGAAAGCAUAGAGAGUAUGAAGCAAUAUCUACAAUGUCAUGACUUGGACAUCCCACCAGAUAUGAUAGAGAUGGUUACCUUCGAUAGUUCAAUCUUAGAUCCGGAUAUUGUAAAAUUAUGGGAGCAUUCAUACUAUAUUCCAAGGUUGAAAAGUUCGUGUAAUUAUGCAAGGGCGUACUUUUACAGGUUAUUCCCAGAAGUAUCGAAAGCAAUAUAUUUAGACAUGGACUUGGUAGUGGAUGCACCAAUAGAAGAUUUGUGGUCAGAGGCAAGUAGUCUGACAGCGCCAUUUCUUGCAGUGAAAAACAAUCAUGGAUUUGAACAAGAAGGGUUCAGGGUCGAUGUAGUUUCAAAGCUAUACCAAAAAAGAUACCACAGAACAUUCAAUAAAACUGCGACGAUUUUUAAUUGCGGGGUGUUUGUUAUUGAUUUGGACUAUUAUCGAAGUCAUAGAAUUGUCUCUGAAGUGGAAUUCUGGUUAAAAAUGAAUGCAAGAUUUCCAGAGAAUGGCAAGCUGUGGAUGUGGGAUGCCCAAGCAAUAAUUCAACUACUUUUUCAUAAGAACUGGCAACCAAUAGACCGGAAAUGGAACAUCGAAUACCUGGGCGCACCAGGAGUAUUGAUGACAGAGGGAAGACGAAGGCGUCUAGGAAACGGCGGAAUAUUGCAUUGGACAGGAGAUUUUAAACCGUUUCUUCCUAAUGGACUCAACAAAGAGUUUUGGGAGGUGCAUCAACCUGGUCAAUGUUCUGGUCAUGGCGAGUGUAGUCGUAACGAAGACAGUGAAGUUGCAGAAUACUGGAUAUGUAAAUGUCAGAGGCGUUAUACUGGCAGAUUUUGUGAAGAUGAUAAAUAAACAGAUUUCAAUAUACAUCUACAUUCAAGGACACCAUGCAGUGUCUGGUACUCAAAACAAUGCAUGGAACAGUAAACAAGAUGGACUUCGCAUCUUUUAUAUGCCUAUAAGUUAUUUUGUAGACGUUAGAAACCUGACAGGACUGUAUUCAGUUUUGUGGGACACAAAUAUAAAUUUAUUAUAAUAUACAUGCACAAGUACACAUAAUUCAAUCAUAGCACACACAUUGUAUCACUCAUCUCCAAGAGAACUUAUGUAAAGUCAUUUAUUAAUCUAUUAAAAAUAAGUUACAAGUA
Messenger RNA from Saccoglossus kowalevskii, 1582 nucleotides. RefSeq lists its product as uncharacterized. NCBI's taxonomy places the organism in Eukaryota, Metazoa, Hemichordata, Enteropneusta, Harrimaniidae. The record is from RefSeq and is a predicted model, not a curated record. Gene Ontology annotation, cellular component: Golgi apparatus. Gene Ontology annotation, molecular function: glycosyltransferase activity.